Messenger RNA from Telopea speciosissima, 1774 nucleotides. RefSeq names its product deoxyribodipyrimidine photo-lyase. Gene Ontology annotation, molecular function: deoxyribodipyrimidine photo-lyase activity. Bases 54 to 1628 code for a protein of 524 amino acids. Gene Ontology annotation, biological process: photoreactive repair. The transcript is spliced from 9 exons. The record is from RefSeq and is a predicted model, not a curated record. NCBI's taxonomy places the organism in Eukaryota, Viridiplantae, Streptophyta, Magnoliopsida, Proteales, Proteaceae.
UUCCCUCUUUCUCUCUCAAUUGCUGCUCCGCUCUCUCCUUCUUCAGAUUUUGUAUGUGUUUGAGGAACCCAUCAAUACUGAAUCAUUCCGUAGCUUCUUCUCUUCGCCUUCUUCACUGCUCUUCCAUGGCCCAUAAGUUAUCAGCAAUCGACGGAUCACAGGCUGGAAGGGUUCGAGUGCUCAAGGAGGGGGUUAAACUACCCGGAAGAAACGUGGGUCCUGUAAUCUACUGGAUGUUCAGGGACCAACGGAUGAGAGAUAACUGGGCAUUGAUUCAUGCCAUUGAUCAAGCGAACAAGUCCAACGUUCCUGUCGCUGUGGCCUUCAACCUGUUUGAUCAGUUCUUAGGCGCCAAAGCUCGACAACUUGGGUUCAUGUUAAGAGGACUGCGCCAGCUUCAACGCAAUCUCGACGAAACCUUCGGAAUCCCAUUCUUCUUGUUUCAGGGGGAAGCAGUUGAAACUAUUCCUGAUUUUGUGCGAGAAUGUGGAGCUUCUCUUUUGGUCACGGACUUCUCGCCUCUUCGCGAAGUUCGGAAAUGGAAAGAGGAAAUGUGCAAGAGUGUGGGUGAUUCAGUGGCUGUGCACGAAGUGGAUGCUCACAAUGUAGUACCUGUUUGGGUUGCAUCGCAGAAAUUGGAGUAUAGUGCCAAGACUAUAAGGAGCAAGAUUAAUAAACUGCUUCCUGAGUAUCUGGUUGAUUUCCCCGCGCUGCAGUCACCGACUAGAAAAUGGGUGUCUACCAAUCAAGUAGUUAACUGGGAGGACCUCAUUGCCGAUGUUUUGAGGAAGGGGGCUGAGGUGCCAGAACUGGAAUGGUGUGUUUCAGGGGAAGAUGCAGCCUCGGAAUUGCUCCUUGGAAGCAAAAAUGGGUUCUUGACAACCAGGUUGAAGAACUAUGCUACUGAUAGGAAUAACCCUUUGAAGCUGAAGGGGCUCUCUGGUCUCUCACCUUACUUGCAUUUUGGGCAGAUAUCAGCACAAAGGUGUGCUUUGGAGGCACGAACCUUCAGGAAGCUGCAUCCUCAGUCGGUGGAUGCAUUUUUGGAGGAGUUGAUUGUGCGAAGGGAACUUGCCGAUAACUACUGCUUUUAUCAGCCUCGGUACGACUCCCUAGAGGGUGCAUGGCAAUGGGCUCGUAACACUUUGGCAGAGCAUGCCGGUGAUAAGAGAGAGAAUGUUUAUACAAAGGAGCAAUUGGAGAAGGCUAAAACUGCUGACCCUCUGUGGAAUGCUUCUCAAUUGGAGAUGGUACACCAUGGAAAGAUGCAUGGUUUCAUGAGGAUGUAUUGGGCAAAGAAGAUUCUUGAAUGGACUAGUGGACCAGCUGAAGCUCUUUCAGUGGCAAUAUAUCUAAAUGACAAGUAUGAAAUAGAUGGAAGGGAUCCAAAUGGAUAUGUUGGUUGCAUGUGGUCUAUUUGUGGAGUUCAUGAUCAGGGUUGGCGAGAACGACCAAUAUUUGGGAAAAUACGCUACAUGAAUUAUGCAGGCUGCAAGAGGAAGUUUGAUGUCGAUUGCUACAUUGCAUAUGUUAAAAAGUUAGUUGGCGAAACUAAGAAGAGGAAGGCAGAAAGCUUGGCAAGUAUAUCUGCUGCAAAGGAACCUCGGAGUUCAAAGUUGGAACCCUAGAGUGGAUUUAAAACAAAGAUCCCUAAAGGGAUGCUAAAAAUUGACCAAAAUUAAGGAGUCCAGAAGGUCUUUUGGAUAGAGGAUGUGAUCAACUAACCACUUUUAGGUUGUAAGAACUAAGAAGGUAUCCUGGAAUCGAUAACAAG